This is a messenger RNA of Triticum aestivum (bread wheat), 999 nucleotides long. RefSeq lists its product as uncharacterized. NCBI's taxonomy places the organism in Eukaryota, Viridiplantae, Streptophyta, Magnoliopsida, Poales, Poaceae. Bases 183 to 503 code for a protein of 106 amino acids. The transcript has 2 exons. The record is from RefSeq and is a predicted model, not a curated record.
UGUUGCCGUCCCUCCCACGCGUAGCACCGGUCCUCCUUCCACCUUCCCCUUCCACCCAUCUGGCCUUCCCGCUUGCCGCUUCCCCGCUCCCCACGCGUCUCCUCUGGUGGCCGCCUUCGGCGAGUGGAAUUUGUUCCUCACUGGCUCGCUGCAUUCUUCCGCCGCGAGGUGUUGGUGUGGGGAUGGGAUCUGACAGGAUCGGGACGAGGAGGCGGCUGCGAGGUACACGCUCUGGACGCCGCGCGUGGAUGCGCUCAUUGCCGAGGCCGAGGCCGCUCUUUCUGGAGGCCGACGCCGCUCUUUCUGGAAGAAAUCCAUCGGUGUCAAGCGGGGUGACGUGGACACCUACGUCCUUCAUGUUUGGGCGCUGGAGGGCGACGGGAGGCAUCGAUUCGCCUAGGGGACUGCGGCUGCUAGAAGAGAUGCAGCAAUUGAAAGAUGCACAGGUACUUGAUGAGAUGCCACUAAGUCAAUCUGCUAUCUCAGGUUAUAUUGGAUGGUAAUUUAUUUUACAAUACAACUACAUCUUUCUUGAAUCAGAUUCGGACUGUUUGCGUGAAAUUUUGUUCUAUAGCUAUUUUUGGGUGGCUUUCUUUGUUUUGCUUUAUGUUGUAUAGUCAGUAGAAAACUCAAGCCCCAUCAUCUAACAAUUCUGUAGUAAUGACUGAAACUAUUCGAGGACAAAUCUUGGAUUAUUGUUGUCGUUGGAAUUUAGAGUUGCAUGGUUGACAUGGUCAACAUGGCAAAGAAAGUAUAGAAGAUUUGCCAAACCAGGUAUGGGCUUGUAGAGUACAUCAGGUAAUCAGAUUCUGCACCCAAAUUUAAUUUUACUUGAUUUUAAAUGCUUCUAGGGAGAUAAUGUCGAUAUGCUAGAUUGUGUUGUAGUUUAUGCUUGUCUGGUUAUGUAUAUUUUCUUCCAGAGCGUCACAUUUCCUUUUUGAGAAAUUCUAAUGGUGUAGGCUGAGCAUGGACGUUUGUGCUGCUGUGUGUUGAGGUCAA